This is a messenger RNA of Sphenostylis stenocarpa, 1356 nucleotides long. NCBI's taxonomy places the organism in Eukaryota, Viridiplantae, Streptophyta, Magnoliopsida, Fabales, Fabaceae. The record is from the annotation of a GenBank genome assembly.
AUGAAGGGUUACUUGGAGGAGGUGGGACACCUUACCAAGCUCAACCCUCAAGAUGCUUGGCUUCCAAUCACUGAGUCUCGCAAUGGAAAUGCUCACUAUGCUGCAUUCCACAACCUCAAUGCCGGUGUUGGCUUCCAAGCCCUCGUUUUGCCGGUUGCUUUUGCAUACCUUGGCUGGAGUUGGGGAAUUCUUUCCUUAACCAUAGCAUAUUGUUGGCAACUUUACACGUUAUGGAUUUUGGUUCAGCUUCAUGAAGCAGUUCCAGGUAAAAGAUACAACAGAUAUGUGGAGCUAGCACAAGCAGCAUUUGGGGAAAGAUUAGGAGUCUGGCUUGCUCUCUUCCCAACUGUUUAUUUGUCAGCAGGAACUGCGACAGCUUUGAUUCUUAUCGGAGGGGAGACCAUGAAACUGUUCUUCCAAAUAGUUUGCGGACCCACUUGUACCUCAAAUCCAUUAACCACAGUGGAGUGGUACUUGGUUUUCACUUCUCUAUCCAUUGUCCUGUCUCAGCUUCCAAACCUCAAUUCAAUUGCAGGUCUCUCACUCAUAGGGGCUGUGACAGCCAUAACUUACUCCACCAUGGUCUGGAUUCUCUCUGUAAGCCAACAAAGGCCACCUUCCAUUUCCUAUGAACCCCUAUCAUUGUCACAACCUUCUGCUUCUGUAUUUCUUGCCAUGAAUGCACUUGGAAUUAUAGCCUUUUCUUUCAGGGGCCACAAUUUGGCCCUAGAAAUUCAGUCCACAAUGCCUUCAACUUUUAAGCACCCGGCCCGUGUGCCAAUGUGGAAAGGAGCCAAGGUUGCUUAUUUCUUCAUUGCAAUGUGCCUCUUCCCAAUUGCUAUUGGUGGCUUUUGGGCCUAUGGAAACCAAAUGCCUCCUGGAGGGAUUCUCACUGCUUUGUAUGCAUUUCACAGUCAUGACAUCUCAAGAGGAAUCCUUGCCUUAACUUUCCUUCUUGUUGUGUUUAACUGCUUGAGCAGUUUCCAGAUAUACUCAAUGCCUGCUUUUGACAGUUUUGAAGCUGGUUACACCAGCAGGACAAACCGUCCCUGCUCCAUAUGGGUGAGAUCAGGUUUUAGAGUGUUCUAUGGAUUUGUCUCCUUCUUCAUAGGAGUGGCGCUUCCCUUUCUCUCAAGCCUUGCUGGUUUGUUAGGAGGACUCACUCUUCCAGUCACUUUUGCAUAUCCAUGCUUCAUGUGGGUUCUGAUAAAACAGCCACCAAAAUAUAGCUUCAAUUGGUAUUUCAACUGGAUUCUGGGCUGGUUGGGGGUUGGGUUUAGCUUGGCCUUUUCCAUUGGAGGUAUCUGGAGCAUUGUGAAUGAUGGGCUCAAACUAAAAUUCUUCAAACCGAGUUGA